UCUCUGCGGCCAGCUACCUCCGCGACACCAGAGUGCACAGUAAACACAAACCGACGCCGCACCGAGGACAAGCCAGUAACGACUAAAGUAGCAGAAAGUGAUGUGCUUGUACCAUCUGCCGUAGCAGGACUCUAUAGCUGAACCCGUUCCCUUUCCUGUUGCUGUUCCCCCUGAAGACCUCCACCACUUCCUCCUUCCCCGUCCUCCACCUCCUCCUCUUCCCCCCCCCUCCCCCGGCCGCCCCUGUGAUGCCUCCCUCGUGCUGUGGCUGUCUGUCACAGUACACUCAUCACCAUCUGGUUGCCUUCCUCCUCACCUUCUUUAGCUAUGUGCUGCUCCAUGCCUCCAGGAAGACGUUCAGCAAUGUGAAAGUCAGCAUCUCCGCUCAGUGGACGCCUGCUUUUACAAAUGGCAGCGCAGCAGCUUUUUCUCCCGGCCAGACAUGGGAGGGCAAUCAUCUGUUUGCUGAUAAAGAGCAGGCCACUCUGUUCCUGGGAGCUCUGGACACCAUCUUCCUCUUCUCAUACGCAGUGGGUCUGUAUUUCAGCGGUGUGAUUGGGGACAGAGUGAACCUGCGCUACGUGCUCUGCGUGGGCCUGUGUGGCUCUGCUGCGGUGGAGUUUGUGUUUGGCACUCUCACCGAAUGGCUCAAGAUCUACAACGUGUAUCUGUACUGCGGGCUGUGGGUGCUGAACGGCCUGCUGCAGUCCGCUGUGUGGCCCUGCGUGGUGGCCGUCAUGGGGAACUGGUUCGGCAAGGCGGACCGUGGCUUUGUGUUUGGCCUGUGGAGCGCCUGUGCCUCUGUAGGAAACAUACUGGGGGCUUUCCUGGCUUCUAGCGUGCUCAAGUAUGGAUACGAGUACGCCUUCUUGGUGACCUCGGUGGUGCAGUUUGCCGGUGGGGUGGUGGUGUUCUUCGGCCUGCUGACCUCCCCGAAAGAAGUCGGUUUGAGCUUGGAGGCAGAGACUGGCCUGAGUCCGGUGGAGACGGACACGGACAGCCACCGGCCUCUGAUGAGCGACGAAGAGGAGGAGGAGGACGCCGAGGUGGACGACAGACAUUACCACUCGAUUCAGGAGCCGGAGGAUCCUCUGGCUGAGGCCCCUCUCCCCGUGACCUUCUGCCAGGCCUUCUGUCUGCCUGGAGUGCUGCCGUAUUCCCUGGCGUAUGCGUGUCUGAAGCUGGUCAACUACUCCUUCUUCUUCUGGCUCCCUUUCUACCUGACCAACAACUUUGGCUGGAAGGAGGCCGAUUCUGACCGCCUGUCUGUGUGGUACGAUGUCGGAGGAAUCCUCGGAGGGACGAUUCAGGGUUUCAUUUCUGACUUGAUGGGCAAGAGAUCCCCGGUUUUGGCCCUCAGUCUGGCGCUGGCGAUGGCAUCCCUGGUGGGAUACAGCCACUCACCUAAUGACCAGGUAAUAAACGCUGCGCUGUUGACAACUACGGGCUUCUUCAUUGGCGGCCCAUCUAAUAUGAUCAGUUCGGCCAUCUCUGCUGACCUGGGGAGGCAGGACGCUUUGAGGGGGAGUCAGAAGGCUUUGGCUACAGUCACCGGCAUAGUGGACGGGACAGGAAGUAUAGGAGCCGCUGCGGGACAGUACCUGGUGUCGCUGAUAGAGAGCAAGCUGGGCUGGAUUCAAGUCUUCUACUUCUUCAUCGCCAUGACGGCGGGCAGCAUUGUGUUCAUCACUCCUUUGCUCCACAAAGAGGUGCGUGAGAUGUGGAGAGAAAGACAAGCGCUGCGUCGCCAGCUGUGAACGCUCCAUCGUCCUGUCAGCUGUAAUGUUGCUACUCUUAUCGAGUGACAACGCAGCUCACAAACUGCUCAUUUUAGGUGAGUUUUGGGAGAUGGAAAAAAUUGGUGGGCUGUUGUUCCACACAGCCAGGACGGUUCACAGCCACAGGGCACAACACUGCAGUCUUAUCCUGUCACUAGAAGCCUAAAAGUGUAAAUGCUCAAUUAUUUUAGUGUGAAAAGAAAGAUAUGAAGUUUAAACUGAAUGCUGGUUUUAAAAGAAUAUACUUUUAAAAUGGACUUUGCCGUCCAAUCUGCACCAUCACACUACUACUGUACAUAUUUAAGGAUUUAAAUGGAUGUAAAAAUAAGAUUGGAAUUUUAGAUAAGAAGCUCUUUAGUUAAGAUCAAGCCCUCUGAGACUUUCAGUUGCCUGAAGAAUGUGAAUAAUAAUUGUAAUGUAUAAAUUGAUUGUCAGCUUUUGUAGAUAUGUAUGAUAUUUUUGGUCCAGAUGAAUAAUAUUGCACUGUAGUCCAGUAACAAGUCUUAAAGAUUUUUAAUGAACCACUCAGACCUUAGCAGGGUUUUGGGAAGCUUUGAUUUCUCUUGUGUACAGUUUUGUGUAAUCAGGUUACUGUAUAAGGGGACUGGUUCUCUCAUUUCUCUUUAUAAUAUAUGUCAGUCAGGGAUUGAUAUAUGCUUAUUCCUUUUUUAAGUUUCAGUGUCUCACGUCACACACAGUUGUUUUAAAAAACACUUUCACAAACACCCUUUUAACUGACAGAAACACAAUUCUGUCGAAAAACCCACGUCUCACAUUUAGUUUACAGUGUAGCAUGCCUAUUGCACAUUUAGGUGUGAAGUGCAUACUGACAUUUUAGAAAAAACUCAAUUUGUUUCUUGUGUGAAGUUGCACGUUUGUGAAUCUGUGUUUGAACAGAUUAAUUACAUUUUCAAGGUAAAAUACUUUAUGUCUAAGUUUGAGUGAGGAAAUGUUCAUGAAACACCAGCUUUAUGUGAGUUAAUGUCUUAGCAGUGUCAAAAACCAGCCUUCAUUUUUAAGCAAGAUGAUUUUGGUUGAAAUCUGUAAAAAAAGAGACUUUAAUUUGUGAUUUUAUAGCGAACAGAAAAACCAAGUAGUUUGCUCCCCUGCUUAUAACCACUUUAAGUGCUUUUAACAUGUGGAGACGUUGACAUCAGGGCUUCUUCGUGCCACCAUCUGUGAUGUGAGACGUGUUCCACGCACUAAACCAAGAGCCCCGGAGCUAAAAACGAGUCUCGACUUUGUGUAAAAGAAUGUAAAUUACACUAUCUGUGGUGUCUUUUUGUUUUAUCUUUAUUUAUGUGUACUUGUCGACUUUUAACCGAUGUAAAUGCAAAUUUUCAUUUUAAAUAAAUGCAAAUUACAUUUUGUAAAUUGUGAGUAAUGUAUAAAAUAUGUCAGAUAAAAUACAAAUGGGGGGAUUUUUUAAAUGAAUUUAGUUCUAUUGUUUUCUUUUAAGGUUUUUGGUAUAUUUCCAGGUAAUUGACUGUGUGCAAUGUCACUGCAGUCCACCAGGGGUCACUAUAAGUGAAUAAAGUGCUCUUAGUAAUACAUCCAUGCCUAACAACUAAAACCAGAGUGGAAACAAAAACUUCGGACCAGCAUUUUGUAGUUUAUAUGAAUCUCAUACAUUCAUUUUAUUAUUUAGAGCACGCUAUAUGAAAUCGACACAUUUGAAAGGCAUUUUACAAAGCACCAACAACCCAGCAAUACAUCUUUACAAUUAUUAUCAAAAAGGAUAUGAUCCUACACAAAUACACUUCUUACAUGUUGAAAGGGAGCAUAAACCAGCAUUCAAUUAUAAUACAAUUAUUACAAAAGUUGGAUUAUCAUACAUUCAUGCAUAUACAAAAACAAAUAAUGCUACACUUCGAUAUAGCUGCGUCACGUGAUUUUGAAAAGGGAAGUUUGCUUGGGCACAACGAGACACUAACUAACUUUAUCGAAACAGGUUUUUUAAUUUAGUUUUUCCACCAAACAGACUUAAGAAACACCAACAAUGCUGCCAAAAAUUCUCAAUGUGAAAAAAGUACAACCUGUUCUCAGAGAACAGGUUGUACUUUUUUUAAUUAACUUGUCAAUAAUGUUUUAAAGUAGUGCAAAUAUAUAGGUCCAGAAGACACAAUUAGUUAUACCGCAAGCAUAACUCAUAAGUUAAUAUAGAUUUUUUUUAAAGUUUCGUCUGGUGCACACACAUUCUCUUACACACACAAACACACCGAUACAUUGACAAAGAAAUCCUGUAAAUUAUCAAAUCAUUUCAAAAAGCCAUGCUUGCUAUUUUUAGAUCUGGGAAACAGCGCCUUAUAGGAGUAACAGAUUUAUGAACAACUGCUUUAAUGACAGUCUUUGGCUGACUGAGGGGGGUUGAUUCCUGACGGCGGACUGAGAUAAACAAAAGAGUGUGUGAGUCGCGGCCACUUGACUGGCUGGGGAAAUCCCUCGAUCCAUGAAGGGGUCUGAACACUUUCUGGGGAAGGUUCCCUUAUUAAAGCUUUUCCCUUUCCCCCACUUGAAUAGUCCUCUGCUUUAUUUAUGUGGGAGCAAAGGAAGGGAGAAACAACAAUAGCUGCCUCCCCCCCUUCCUCCUCCUCCUCCUCCUGAGGAACCCUAGUUUCCUCAGCUCGGAGCGGGGCCCCUCUCUGACACACUGACUCUUUUACAUGAUGUGAAACCCUACACUAAGCGCUGAACCUCGACAGCUUUUACCACAACAAAAUAAUAGACCCCUCCUCCCCCCCCCCCCCCUGGUUUCUCUCUCUCUUUCGCCUGCAAACGAAAACAACCCCGAGCUGCAUUGGUUUAGUUUUCUUUCAUUUAAAUGACAUGUGUUUGUUUCACUGAAUUCAUGAGGUAGAAUGGAUUAAUCCUGAUUAUGGCUUGUUUUCCAUUAACAAAUUAAAACGACUGUAGGAACACAUCUUAUCUAAAGACCAAGACUUGUUUGAGACCCUCGAUGACCGAUGAGCGACCUGUAUAAAUGUUUCUAAUUUAAUGGCACAGUAAUUUGUCUUUGGUUUUAUCUGCCUCAGCUGCCACAAACCUCAAGAUUCACACCAAACCGAAACACUCAUACACAAUCAGAUCUGUGUUUACACACGAGCACGUAUAGAAGGGAACAGAGACAGAAAAGUGAAGCAGCUCCACUCUUCAUAGGUUCCUUUGAGCUGCGACACACUGAUAAAAUGCUACAUUAUUACACGCAUGAAGCUGACUAAAGUUAUAGGUGUGUUUUGGUCUGCUGCCAUAAGAUUUGACCAGCCCAUUAUGCAACAAUGCAAAGCAGA
Notothenia coriiceps (black rockcod) is the source of this 5065-nucleotide messenger RNA. RefSeq names its product solute carrier family 37 member 3 (gene slc37a3). The record is from RefSeq and is a predicted model, not a curated record. Gene Ontology annotation, biological process: transmembrane transport. NCBI's taxonomy places the organism in Eukaryota, Metazoa, Chordata, Actinopteri, Perciformes, Nototheniidae. The transcript has 14 exons. Gene Ontology annotation, molecular function: transmembrane transporter activity. Gene Ontology annotation, cellular component: endoplasmic reticulum membrane. The coding region runs from base 249 to 1757 and encodes 502 amino acids.